AUGAGUCCCGUUCAGAAUUUCGAGCAACAUUCUCGCCAUCUCGUUGAGCUUGACCUAACUAUUCAGGCGAGGUUGCAAAUGGUGAUGGAGGUUAGGGAUAGUCUUGAAAUCGCUCAUACUGCCGAGUAUUUGAAUUUUUUGAAGUGUUAUUUUCGUGCCUUCUCGGGGAUCCUACUGCAAAUUACAAAGCCGCAGUUUGUGGACAAUCCUGAACAUAAGCUUAGGAAUAUUGUGGUUGAGAUAUUGAAUAGGCUUCCGCACAGUGAAGUACUUCGGCCUUUUGUACAAGACCUCUUGAAGGUUGCUAUGCAGGUGCUUACGACAGAUAAUGAAGAAAAUGGGUUGAUUUGUAUUCGUAUAAUCUUUGAUCUCUUGAGGAACUUUAGGCCGACUUUAGAAAAUGAAGUCCAGCCUUUUCUGGACUUUGUAUGCAAGAUUUACCAAAAUUUUAAAUUGACUGUUAGUCAUUUCUUUGAGAAUAUGGCGAUGACAGGGGAGGAUGUUAAGCCGAUGGACAACUCGCUUUCGGAUCAAGGUAUAAAUCCUUCUACUGCCACUGGCUCGCAGCUCAAUCCAAGUACCCGGUCAUUCAAGAUAGUUACGGAGAGUCCACUGGUGGUGAUGUUUCUGUUUCAAUUGUAUAGUCAUUUCGUCCAAGCAAAUAUUCCUCAAUUAUUGCCUUUGAUGGUUACUGCUAUAUCGGUUCCUGGCCCUGAAAGGGUUCCUCCUCAUCUGAGAGCUCAUUUCACUGAACUCAAGGGCGCACAGGUCAAGACAGUUUCUUUUUUAACGUAUCUGUUGAAAAGCUAUGCUGAUUAUAUAAGGCCACAUGAAGAAAGUAUAUGUAAAAGCAUUGUGAAUUUGCUUGUAACAUGUACUGACUCUGUAACCAUUAGAAAGGAGUUAUUAAUAUCCCUGAAACAUGUCCUUGGAACUGAUUUCAGGAGAGGCUUAUUUCCUCUGAUUGACACUUUACUGGAACAAAGGAAUCUUGUUGGGACUGGGCGGGCAUGCUUUGAGACGUUGAGACCCUUGGCCUAUAGUCUUCUGGCAGAAAUUGUACAUCAUGUUCGGCAGGAUCUGUCCUUAUCACAGUUGUCACGGAUAAUUUACUUAUUUUCAAGUAAUAUGCACGAUGCUUCAUUAUCAUUGAGUAUCCACACCACUUGCGCUCGCUUGAUGUUGAAUCUGGUGGAACCAAUUUUUGAGAAAGGGGUUGAUCAACAGUCUACAGAUGAAGCAAGGAUCUUAUUGGGCCGCAUUCUGGAUGCUUUUGUUGGAAAAUUCAGUACUUUCAAACGGACAAUACCACAGCUUUUGGAGGAGGGUGAUGAAGGAAAGGAUCGUUCUACAUUGAGAUCAAAGCUUGAACUCCCCGUGCAGGCAGUUUUCAAUAUUGUGGGCCCUCCUGAAUAUUCAAAGGAAGUAAAUGAUUACAAGCAUCUGAUUAAGACAUUGGUGAUGGGAAUGAAGACCAUCAUAUGGAGCAUCACUCAUGCACAUUCUCCUAGAUCCCAGGUGCUUGCACCUUCAUCUAAUUUAUCACCACCUCAAGCAUCUAGGGGCAUGAGAGAAGAUGAGGUCUACAAAGCCUCCGGUGUUUUGAAAAGUGGUGUUCAUUGCUUAGCACUCUUUAAGGAGAAGGAUGAGGAGAGGGAAAUGCUUCAUCUCUUCUCACAAAUUUUGGCCAUCAUGGAACCUCGAGAUCUUAUGGAUAUGUUCUCUCUGUGUAUGCCUGAGCUUUUUGAGUGCAUGAUCUCCAACUCACAACUUGUCCAUAUAUUCUCUACUCUUCUUGCGGCUCCUAAAGUGUACCGGCCAUUUGCGGAUGUGCUUGUUAAUUUUCUUGUAAACAGCAAACUUGAUGUGUUGAAAAGCCCAGAUUCCCCUGCGGCAAAACUGGUCUUGCAUCUCUUUCGGUUUAUAUUCGGUGCUGUUGCUAAAGCACCUUCAGAUUUUGAACGGAUUUUGCAGCCUCAUGUGCCUGUCAUAAUGGAAAAUUGCAUGAAAAGUUCUACCGAAGUUGAAAGACCUCUUGGUUACAUGCAGUUGCUUCGAACAAUGUUCCGGGCACUUUCAGGGUGCAAGUUUGAACUUUUGCUGCGGGACCUGAUCCCCUUGUUGCAGCCCUGCCUCAAUUUGCUAUUGGCUAUGUUGGAAGGGCCAACUGUGGAGGAUAUGAGAGAUCUUCUAUUAGAGCUCUGCAUGACCAUGCCUGCCCGUUUGAGCUCUCUGUUACCAUACCUGUCUCGUCUUAUGAAGCCUCUGGUAUUAUGUCUCAAGGGAAGUGAUGAACUAGUAAGUCUUGGUUUACGAACACUAGAGUUUUGGGUUGAUAGUUUAAAUCCCGACUUCCUAGAACCUAGUAUGGCCAAUGUCAUGUCUGAAGUGAUUCUGGCCUUGUGGUCUCACCUAAGACCAGCUCCCUAUUCUUGGGGUGCUAAAGCAUUACAGCUUCUUGGAAAGUUAGGUGGGAGAAACAGGCGAUUCCUCAAAGAGCCUCUGGCACUAGAGUGUAAAGAGAACCCUGAGCACGGGCUUCGCCUGAUUUUGACAUUUGAGCCUGCCACCCCAUUCUUGGUGCCACUUGAUCGAUGCAUAAAUCUCGCUGUAGAGGCUAUAAUGAACAGAAAUUGUGGCAUGGAUGCUUUCUAUCGGAAGCAGGCUCUAAAGUUCCUUCGCGUGUGCUUAUCAUCUCAGCUCAAUUUACCUGGAACUGUUACUGAUGAGGGAACCACAUCCAAACAGCUGUCCACAUUGUUGGCUUCUACAGUUGAUCAUUCGUCACGCAGGUCUGAGUCAAUUGAUGUAAAGGCUGACUUAGGAGUUAAGACAAAGACUCAACUUAUGGCUGAGAAAUCUGUUUUCAAGAUUCUUUUAAUGACUAUCAUUGCUGCUAAUGGUGAACCAGAUCUCACAGAUUCUGCAGAUGAUUUUGUUGUCAAUAUAUGUCGCCAUUUUGCGAUGAUAUUUCAUGUUGAUUCUUCAUUUAGCAACGUGUCUGCAGCUGCAAUGGGUUCAUCGUUAUCUGUGCAUGUUGGUUCUAGGAUAAAAUCUAGUGUUCCUUCAAAUCUGAAGGAGCUGGAUCCUUUAGUAUUCUUGGAUGCUUUAGUUGAUGUACUGGCAGAUGAAAACAGGCUCCAUGCCAAAGCUGCUCUUGAUGCUUUGAAUGUGUUUUCCGAAACACUUGUAUUUCUUGCUCGUUCAAAACAUACUGAUUUCAUAAUGUCCAGAGGGCCUGGCACACCUAUGAUUGUCUCUAGUCCAUCAAUGAAUCCCGUGUAUUCUCCUCCCCCUAGUGUCCGUGUUCCUGUGUUUGAGCAAUUAUUGCCCCGUCUUCUUCAUUGUUGCUAUGGACUUAAAUGGCAAGCACAAAUAGGUGGUGUCAUGGGACUUGGUGCCUUGGUUGGAAAGGUCACUGUUGAGACCCUCUGCCUUUUUCAAGUAAGAAUUGUGCGAGGUCUAACAUAUGUCCUUAAAAAGCUUCCAAUUUAUGCUAGCAAAGAGCAGGAAGAGACAAGUCAAGUGCUCACUCAGGUUCUUCGAGUAGUGAAUAAUGCCGAUGAAGCAAACAGUGAGGCGCGGAAAAAGAGCUUUCAAGGAGUAGUAGAUUUUCUUGCUCAAGAGCUAUUCAACCAGAACGCCUCUAUCAUUGUGAGAAAGAAUGUACAAUCAUGCUUGGCACUUUUAGCUAGCAGGACUGGUAGCGAGGUGUCCGAAUUACUAGAGCAAUUGUAUCAUCCAUUUCUCCAGCCUCUCAUUGUGCGGCCACUUAAGUUGAAGACAGUUGAUCAACAGGUUGGAACAGUUACAGCAUUGAACUUUUGUCUAGCCUUGCGGCCACCUCUUCUCAAGUUGACUCCAGAGUUAGUUAACUUCCUCCAAGACGCAUUACAAAUAGCAGAGUCUGAGGACAAUGCAUGGGUUGCUAAGUUUAUCAACCCCAAAGUUGUGACAUCGUUGACUAAACUUCGAACAGCUUGCAUUGAACUGCUAUGCACAACAAUGGCAUGGGCUGAUUUUAAGACUCCAAAUCAUUCUGACUUGCGUGCAAAGAUCAUCUCAAUGUUUUUUAAGUCUUUAACAUGUCGGAAUCAAGAUAUUGUUGCCGUUGCUAAGGAAGGCCUGCGGCAGGUUAUAAAUCAAAGGAUGCCCAAAGAACUUUUACAAAGCAGCCUUAGGCCUAUAUUGGUCAAUUUAGCUCACACAAAAAAUCUCAGCAUGCCUCUUCUACUAGGCCUUGCCCGCCUGCUUGAGCUGUUAUCCAAUUGGUUCAAUGUUACCUUGGGCGGCAAACUUUUAGAGCAUCUAAGGAGGUGGCUGGAGCCUGAAAAGUUGGCACAAUGUCAAAAGUCAUGGAAGGCUGGUGAAGAACCAAAGAUAGCUGCAGCUAUAAUUGAUCUUUUUCACUUGCUUCCUCCUGCUGCUUCUAAGUUCCUCGAUGAACUUGUAACCAUGACUAUUGAUUUGGAAGGAGCUCUUCCUCCUGGACAAGUAUACAGUGAAAUAAAUAGUCCAUACCGCCUUCCAAUUACAAAGUUUUUAAAUCGAUAUGCACCUGUUGCGGUUGAUUAUUUUCUUGCUCGAUUAAGUGAACCAAAAUAUUUCAGGCGUUUUAUGUAUAUAGUUUGUUCAGAAGCCGGUCAGCCGUUGAGAGAUGAACUUGCAAAAUCACCACAAAAGAUACUUUCAAGUGCAUUCUUCGAAUUUAUUCCCAAAUCUGAGGUGUCAAUGGCUUCAUCAUCCACGACUACACAUACUACUUUAUCAGGUGAAGAAGGCCAUGUUUCUGCAUCGACCGAUGCCCCUAAUGUUCUUGUUCCUACUUCCAAUGCAACUUCCGAUGCUUACUUUCAAGUACUAGUAUGGAAGUCACCUGCUAGAAUAUCCCGGCUGGAAAAUGAACAGGAACUGAACCUAGUGCAAAUCAAAGAAAGUAAAUGGCUUGUGAAGUGCUUCUUGAAUUACUUAAGACAUGACAAAAAUGAAGUAAAUGUUCUCUUUGAUAUACUUACCAUAUUCUUAUUUCAUAGUCGAAUAGACUAUACAUUCCUGAAGGAGUUUUACAUCAUUGAGGUUGCAGAAGGUUAUUCUUCGAGCAUGAAAAAGGCCCUCCUGUUACAUUUCCUCAACCUUUUCCAAUCAAAGCAACUUGGGCAUGACCAUUUGGUGAUUGUAAUGCAAAUGCUCAUUCUUCCAAUGCUUGCACAUGCCUUCCAAAACGGGCAAAGUUGGGAAGUUGUUGAUCCUGCAAUUAUAAAAACAAUCGUCGACAAACUUCUUGAUCCUCCAGAAGAGAUUUCUGCCGAAUACGACGAGCCUUUAAGAAUAGAAUUAUUGCAGCUUGCAACUUUGCUUCUUAAGUAUCUUCAGAAUGAUCUUGUCCAUCAUAGGAAGGAACUAAUAAAGUUUGGGUGGAACCAUCUUAAGCGUGAAGAUACUGCGAGCAAACAAUGGGCAUUUGUAAAUGUUUGCCAUUUCUUGGAGGCAUAUCAAGCUCCUGAAAAAAUAAUACUUCAGGUUUUUGUAGCUCUUCUUAGGACCUGCCAACCAGAAAAUAGAAUGUUGGUCAGACAGGCUCUUGACAUUCUAAUGCCAGCACUGCCACGACGCUUGCCUCUCGGUGAUUCUCGGAUGCCCAUUUGGAUAAGAUACACCAAGAAAAUACUUGUUGAAGAAGGUCACUCUAUUCCAAAUCUUAUUCAUAUAUUCCAACUAAUUGUCCGCCAUUCGGAUCUCUUCUACAGCUGUAGAGCACAGUUUGUUCCACAGAUGGUGAAUUCUCUGAGUCGUCUGGGAUUGCCAUACAAUACCACAACAGAAAACAGACGUCUUGCCAUUGAACUUGCUGGAUUAGUUGUUAACUGGGAGAGGCAAAGACAAAAUGAGAUGAAAGUUACUGAUUCUGAUGCUCCGAGCCAAAUCAGUGAUGUCUUUAAUCCUAACUCAGCUGAGUCUAAGCGAUCUGUGGAUGGAUCCACAUUUCCUGAUGAUACAACUAAGCGAGUAAAAGCAGAACCUGGUCUUCAACCUCUUUGUGUAAUGUCACCUGGUGGUCCGUCGUCAAUCCCUAACAUUGAAACCCCAGGAUCUACCAGUCAACCUGAUGAAGAAUUUAAACCAAAUGCUGCUAUGGAGGAGAUGAUUAUAAAUUUUCUUAUCAGAGUUGCUCUGGUUAUUGAACCCAAGGACAAGGAAGCAAGUGCCAUGUAUAAACAAGCUUUGGAGCUACUUUCCCAAGCUUUAGAGGUGUGGCCAAAUGCAAAUGUAAAAUUUAAUUAUUUGGAGAAGUUGUUGAGCAGUAUACAACCAUCUCAAGCAAAAGACCCUCCCACUGCGCUGGCACAGGGUUUGGAUGUCAUGAACAAAGUUUUAGAGAAACAGCCUCACUUGUUCAUAAGAAACAACAUUAACCAGAUUUCUCAAAUUCUUGAACCAUGUUUCAAGCAUAAACUUUUAGAUGCUGGCAAGUCUUUUUGCUCACUGUUGAGAAUGAUUUGUGUUGCUUUUCCUCAAGAAGCAGCUUCAACACCUCCUGACGUUAAGUUGUUGUACCAGAAGCGGCUGCAACGUGAUAUGGGUUCAUCAGCAAGUUCUCAUAUAAGACAAGGUCAAAGAACUGAUCCAGAUUCAGCAGUCACGUCUUCUCGUCAAGGUGUUGAUGUUGGAGCAGUUAUUUCAAAUCUAAAAUCGAUCUUAAAACUUAUCACAGAAAGAGUGAUGGUUGUUCCCGAGUGCAAGCGAUCUGUAUCUCAAAUAUUGAAUGCUUUACUCUCAGAGAAAGGUAUUGAUGCUAGUGUAGUUCUUUGCAUACUUGAUGUAAUUAAAGGGUGGAUUGAAGAUGAUUUCACUAAACAAGGAACUUCAGUUAUAACAAGCACCUUUCUCACUCCGAAGGAGAUAGUUUCUUUUCUUCAGAAGCUUUCACAAGUUGAUAAACAAAAUUUCACACCAAGUCAUCUGGAUGAAUGGGACCGGAAAUAUCUUGAACUUCUCUUUGGGAUUUGUUCUGAUUCAGAUAAGUACCCUUUAUCCUUGCGUCAAGAGGUUUUCCAGAAGGUAGAAAGGAUGUUUAUGCUUGGUUUACGAGCUAGAGAUCCUGACAUUAGGAUGAAGUUCUUCUCUCUGUAUCACGAGUCUCUUGGGAAAACUCUUUUCACCAGGCUUCAAUUCAUCAUCCAAGUUCAAGACUGGGGAGCUUUGAGUGAUGUCUUCUGGCUCAAACAAGGUCUUGAUCUUCUCUUGGCAAUAUUAGUUGAUGAUAAACCUAUUACACUAGCUCCAAAUUCUGCCAGGGUUCAACCACUUCUGGUAUCAAGCCCUCUUCUUGAAACAUCUGGAAUGCAGCACAAGGUUAAUGAUACAUCUGAAGGAGCUGAGGAUGCACCACUAACAUUUGAGACCCUUGUGGUUAAGCAUACUCAAUUUCUUAACAGUAUGAGCAAACUCGAGGUGGUCGAUCUAUUAACUCCGUUGAGAGAAUUGGCCCACACAGAUGCUAAUGUUGCAUACCAUUUGUGGGUUCUGGUAUUUCCAAUUGUCUGGGUUACAUUACAUAAAGAAGAACAAGUACAACUUGCUAAACCUAUGAUUUCACUUCUGUCUAAAGAUUACCAUAAGAGGCAGCAAGCCAGCAGGCCAAAUGUUGUGCAAGCACUAUUAGAAGGGCUUCAGUUGAGCCAUCCUCAACCUAGAAUGCCGAGCGAGCUCAUUAAAUAUAUUGGGAAAACAUAUAAUGCAUGGCACAUUGCAUUGGCUUUGCUGGAAAGUCAUGUUAUGCUGUUCCCGAAUGAUUCCAAAUGCUGUGAGUCUCUGGCUGAGCUCUAUCGGUUGCUAAAUGAAGAGGAUAUGAGAUGCGGGCUUUGGAAGAAGAGGUCAAUCACUGCUGAAACCAGGGCAGGGCUAUCUCUUGUUCAGCAUGGUUACUGGCAACGUGCUCAAAGUCUCUUUUAUCAAGCCAUGGUGAAGGCAACUCAAGGAACGUAUAACAACACUGUACCCAAGGCCGAGAUGUGUCUAUGGGAAGAGCAAUGGCUAUGCUGUGCCAGUCAACUUAGUCAAUGGGAUGCACUGGUAGAAUUUGGCAAGAGUGUUGAUAAUUAUGAAAUUCUGCUCGAUACUCUAUGGAAAUUGCCUGAUUGGACGUAUAUGAAGGAGCAAGUUAUUCCUAAAGCUCAAGUAGAAGAGACUCCAAAACUUCGUUUGAUUCAUGCAUAUUUUGCUCUUCAUGAAAAAAAUACAAAUGGAGUGGGGGAUGCUGAAAUCAUGGUGGGUAAAGGGGUUGAUCUUGCUUUAGAACAAUGGUGGCAGCUGCCAGAAAUGUCUGUACAUUCCAGGAUCCCCCUUCUACAGCAAUUCCAACAAUUAGUUGAAGUUCAAGAGUCAUCUAGGGUCCUAAUAGAUAUUUCCAAUGGAAAUAAACUCUCUGGGAAUUCAGCUGUUGGCGUGCAAGGAAACCUUUAUGCUGAUCUGAAGGAUAUCCUUGAGACAUGGAGGCUAAGAACUCCAAAUGAAUGGGAUAACAUGUCUGUUUGGUAUGAUUUGCUGCAGUGGAGGAAUGAUACAUACAACUCUGUCAUCGAAGCUUUCAAAGAUUUUAGCACCACAAAUUCGGCACUUCAUCAUCUUGGAUACCGUGACAAAGCUUGGACUGUCAACAGGCUUGCUCAUAUUGCCCGCAAACAAGGCCUAUUUGAAGUUUGUGUCAACGUACUCGAAAAAUUAUAUGGAUACUCAACCAUGGAAGUACAGGAAGCAUUUGUUAAGAUAGCUGAGCAAGCAAAGGCAUAUCUAGAAACAAAAGGAGAAGUUACAGCCGGUCUUAAUUUGAUCAACAGCACUAAUCUGGAGUACUUUCCUGCAAAGCACAAGGCUGAAAUUUUCCGGCUGAAAGGGGACUUCUUCUUAAAGUUGAAUGACUCCGAGAAUGCAAAUCUUGCUUAUUCAAACGCAAUUAGUCUUUUUAAAAACCUGCCUAAGGGAUGGAUAAGUUGGGGAAACUAUUGUGAAUCGGCUUACAAAGAAUCUCAUGAAGAAGUUUGGUUGGAAUAUGCUGUCAGCUGCUUCUUGCAAGGUAUAAAAUUCGGCGUGUCCAAUUCAAGAAGCCAUUUAGCUCGUGUUCUUUAUCUUCUUAGUUUUGAUACUCCUAAUGAGCCCGUUGGAAGGGCAUUUGAUAAGUACUAUGAACACAUUCCACAUUGGGUUUGGCUGUCUUGGAUUCCACAGCUCUUGCUCUCCCUCCAGAGGACAGAAGCUCCUCACUGUAAACUUGUUCUUCUGAAGAUUGCAACCUUGUAUCCUCAAGCUCUGUAUUAUUGGCUGCGCACAUACUUGCUGGAACGACGUGAUGUUGCCAAUAAAUCUGAAAAUGGAAGGAUAACAAUGGCUCAGCAAAGAGCACAGCAAAGUGUUUCUGGUACUGGUGGAGGUUCUCAUGGUGGUAUUGCUGAUGGAAAUGCAAGAGUGCAAGGUCCAGGUGGGAGUACCUUAUCAUCUGAUAAUCAAGCUCACCAAGGCUCCCAGUCUACUGGUGGAAUUGGAUCUCAUGAUGGGGGAAACUCACAUGGGCAAGAACCUGAAAGGUCCACUAGUGCAGAAAGCAACAUCCACAACGCAAAUGACCAACAAUUGCAGCAAGGUUCUGCAAGCCUCAGUGAAGGUGGUCAGAACACUUUAAGGCGUGCUGGGGCAUUGGGUUUUGUGGCUUCAGCUGCCAGUGCCUUUGAUGCUGCAAAGGAUAUAAUGGAGGCUCUUAGGGGAAAGCACGCCAAUUUGGCCAGUGAACUUGAGGUUCUAUUAACAGAAAUUGGUUCAAGGUUUGUUACUCUGCCUGAGGAAAGGCUUUUGGCUGUGGUUAACGCUUUGCUCCACCGCUGCUACAAAUAUCCAACAGCUACAACUGCAGAAGUUCCUCAAUCUCUCAAGAAAGAGCUCUCAGGUGUUUGCAGGGCUUGUUUUUCAGCAGACGCUGUAAAUAAGCAUGUGGAUUUUGUUAGGGAAUACAAACAGGAUUUUGAACGUGAUCUUGAUCCAGAAAGCACUGCCACUUUCCCAUCUACCCUCUCUCAACUGACUGAGAGGUUGAAACACUGGAAGAAUGUACUUCAAAGUAAUGUUGAGGACAGGUUUCCUGCAGUAUUAAAGCUAGAAGAAGAGAGUAGGGUAUUGCGGGACUUCCAUGUUGUUGAUGUUGAAGUUCCAGGGCAGUAUUUCACUGAUCAGGAAAUUACACCCGAUCAUACUGUGAAGUUGGAUAGGGUUGCAGCUGAUAUUCCAAUUGUGCGGAGGCAUGGGAGCAGUUUUCGGCGUCUGACUCUAAUUGGUUCUGAUGGUUCCCAACGCCAUUUUAUUGUACAGACAUCUUUGACUCCCAAUGCCAGAAGUGAUGAGCGCAUAUUACAGCUCUUCCGUGUGAUGAACCAAAUGUUUGAGAAGCACAAGGAAUCGAGACGCCGUCACAUAUGCAUUCACACACCAAUAAUUAUUCCUGUUUGGUCCCAGGUUCGCAUGGUAGAAGAUGAUUUGAUGUACAGUACUUUCCUUGAGGUCUAUGAGAAUCAUUGUUCAAGAAAUGAUCGAGAAGCAGACCUUCCCAUAACCUAUUUCAAGGAGCAGUUGAAUCAGGCUAUAUCUGGGCAAAUAUCCCCAGAAGCUGUUGUUGAUCUUCGUCUGCAAGCCUAUAACGAAAUAACAAAAAAUCUUGUUAAUGACAACAUCUUUUCACAGUACAUGUACAAAACACUACCCAGUGGCAACCAUACGUGGGCUUUCAAGAAGCAAUUCGCCAUCCAGUUGGCUCUUUCAAGUUUCAUGUCCUUUAUGCUACAAAUUGGUGGGAGGUCUCCCAACAAAAUUUUGUUUGCAAAGAACACUGGAAAAAUAUUUCAAACUGAUUUUCAUCCUGCAUAUGAUGCAAAUGGUCUGAUCGAGUUUAAUGAGCCUGUCCCAUUCAGGCUAACAAGGAAUAUGCAAGCAUUCUUCUCCCAUGGAGUCGAAGGCCUUAUUGUAUCUUCGAUGUGUGCAGCUGCACAGGCUGUGGCUUCACCUAAACAAAGUCAACAUCUAUGGCAUCAUCUAGCAAUGUUUUUCCGCGAUGAGUUACUGUCUUGGUCUUGGAGAAGACCACUUGGGAUGCCCAUGGCCCCUAUGGCUGCAGGCGGUACCAUGAGUCCUGUUGACUUUAAACAAAAGGUUAUGACAAAUGUGGAACAUGUCGUUGCAAGGAUUAUGGGAAUAGCACCGCAGAAUUUUUCUGACGAGGAGGAGAAUGUCAUGGAGCCCCCCCAAUCUGUGCAGCGGGGUGUUACUGAGUUGGUUGAAGCUGCCUUAAACCCAAGGAACUUGUGUAUGAUGGAUCCGACAUGGCAUCCCUGGUUCUAA
Molecule: messenger RNA, 11379 nt
Organism: Vicia faba (fava bean)
Lineage: Eukaryota; Viridiplantae; Streptophyta; Magnoliopsida; Fabales; Fabaceae
Source: the annotation of a GenBank genome assembly